GCAGCUGGGAGCUAUUUGACCACGUGACAUGAGAGAUGUUUCUGUCGCUGUAGCAGCCAUCAUUUCACUCAAAUACAAGCCUGUGCUAACAAGACACGAAGAGAAUAUAUAGACAUGGAUUUGCACGGGAAUAUCGACUGAAAGAGGUUCCACUCCUUCGCGAAUGGUUUAUUUUUCGGCGUGUUUCAGUUGCAGGUGAGUUUAACCAGCAGCUGCUUUGUCCUGGUUUCCUGGCAACUACUGACAAAAACAGUCGCCUUGGCCUCUUGAUUGGUGGAGGUGCACAGGUGAAGGAGUGGACCCCGGCUGCACCUCUUUUCUGUCGUUUGCUGCACUUUGAGACGGAAGGGGGAACAAGUUGCUGUCAGAACCACCCAGAGCAUGGGGCAGAAGGUUCCGGGAGGCAUUAAAACUGUGGACAUGCGGGACCCUGCGUUUCGGCCUCUCAAACUAGAGCUGCAGGCCCUGGAUUACACCAAACCUUCCCGUCUGGAUAUGUUGUUAGACAUGCCACCAUCCUCCCAGGACGUCCAAGUCCAGCACUCCUGGAACAACGACGACCGGUCGCUCAACAUUUUCGUUAAAGAGGACAAUAAACUCAUAUUUCACCGGCACCCUGUUGCCCAGAGCACAGAUGCCAUUCGGGGGCAAGUGGGAUACACACGGGGACUGCACGUGUGGGAGAUCAGCUGGGCCAUGCGCCAGCGGGGUACACAUGCCAUUGUCGGUGUAGCGACGGGUGAGGCCCCACUGCAUUCUGUAGGAUACACUGCACUUGUAGGAAACAAUAGCGAGUCCUGGGGCUGGGACCUGGGACGUAACAAACUCCAUCACGAUGGCAAGAACCAGCCCAGUAGGACCUAUCCAGCUUUUCUUGAACCUGAUGAAACCUUUAUCGUCCCAGACUCGUUUUUGGUGGUCCUGGACAUGGACGAGGGGACGCUAAGCUUUAUUGUCGAUGGACAGUACUUGGGGGUUGCUUUCAGGGGACUCAAAGGAAGAAAGCUAUACCCUGUAGUGAGCGCCGUGUGGGGACACUGUGAAAUCAGAAUCCGGUACAUAAAUGGACUCGAUCCUGAACCUCUGCCGUUAAUGGACCUCUGUAGACGAUCUGUGCGGGUGGCUCUGGGAAAAGAGCGACUGCGUGAAAUCCAUGGACUGCCCUUACCUGCCUCCCUUAAGAACUACUUGCUCUACCAAUGAUGACAGUAGUGCCUUUCCAACAGUUCAAGGCAUAGCAUUCGCCUGUAUUUGUCUCUGGGAUUUACUCUUUCUGGCAAGCCUGUUUCAUUACAUUAUUUCAGUCGUUUUGGUUUUGUGCCAUACUGAAUAACUACGUACGGUACCAAAAUGAUUUACUUUUUUUUUUUUUAAACUAAAGCAAUCAAGGGCGUCUCAUGUUUAAUGCUUGUACUGUCAAGUUUUGAAUCUUUGCAAGUCUUUUCUUGCUUCGCUCAUAUCCUGGAAAUUCAACCCAAAGGUUUGUGUCGGAACCCCGUGGCAGAUACUCGGACGAAAACGAUGGCUUAGAUACUUUUUAAGAGCUUUUUUUAUUUUAAAGAAGUGUUGGCUUACCUUAGGCAUUCUUGUAUCAGGUCAUUAAUUUGAGACUCGAUGCAAAAUACAAUAGCGUGUCAGGACGUUUUGGGUUUAAUAACCAGCAUGUUUUGAACAAGAAAUAUCUGGAUAUUAAUAUUGGCACCUUUUGUAGGUAAAUUAAGAAUGGUAUCCUUCUCCUUCCGGUCAGUAUAAUUUAGUAGCGGAGUCAAUUUUGGAUUUGGUGAACUUGUGGGGUUAAAAAAAGAUUGACACACAACCCACUCAGUGUACGGUGAUGGGUUUAAUCCUGCCAGAUUAAAAAUAGCCUGGGAUUAGCUGUAAAUCUGACCGCCUGGCCUGGAAAAUUAGUGUGUGACGUCCGUGUCUAUGAGGUGGGAGGUUGAGAGGCUGGAAUUCAUGACAACCAAUGCUAAUGCUUUAUUCUAGCUUUUAUAAUUGCCCAACUAGUCAAUAAAUCCCUUUUCUCUGUUCACGCUGCAAUAUCUGAAGUGCCUGUCUCACGAUACUGGUACGUUAAAAGAAAGCCAUGAUUUAAAGUCCUUUUUAUAUGAAAUCAAAGAAUGAUAUCACUGUGAAACUAUGUAGCAGACAUUAAUCAUUAAGAGGAAUAGCUUCCCCAAGUCCCACGCAACAACAUUUAGCUUGUUUUAUUCAUAAAAAGUUUUAUUUUAUGUUUUAACCUGUUUAUGGGAUGGGAUAGUGACACUGCUGUUUGGUGUCUGAUUAAAUAGUGUCCUUUGAUGUCACAUGGGGAAAUGUUGAUGUCACUUUGCUCUUUUUAAGACUUGAUGCAGAGAAGAAACGAUCGCCAACUAUUGUCAUUUUGUUUCCAUUUUUUCAUCCUGGUCUUUUAGAUGUGUAAAUGUAGUUCAUGUUUGGCUGUCAUUUCGCUGGCCAUGAGGGGAUCUCUUGACUCCCUGUUUUUAAAUCCUUACUGCUUGCAAAGCACCAUUCUCUUUGUAUUAAGUGAUGUAGAUAAUAUUGGUAACUAUCUAAUAAAGUUUAUUAUUAUUAUUAUUAUUGACCUGUUAUCGAGUUGUUUAAAUGAUUUUAAAGGCCCUGUUAAAUUAAAAUUCUACAUGGAUUAGUUUUUACAGAAUUCUGGAACUUCAUAAAUUAUUUAAAAUGAAACGCAAAUUAAAUCCAGCAUUUCCUCAAGGCCAACAUUGUCCACUGUUUUUAAUGUUUAUUAAAAGCAGAUUUAUCUUCUUGGAUGAUGAGUGCACUUUUGAAAGAAGAGGCCAGACUCUUAAUAGACUAGUCUGUAACCCUACUACAAUGUUUGUUCUUCUGCUUGAAAGAGCUUCUCUUCAAUAAUCCCCAUUUUGUAUGUCAGCAAGCAUUUUAUUUCUUAAAAUAAACAUCGGAAACUUUAUUUGUAGACACAACUCAAGAGCUGAAGUGAGAACAAGACGAAUCUGUUCCAAGCAAACGGCAUGUCUUCUGAAGACCCUCCCUGACAGCUGUUUUGGGUUUUAAAGAAGCAUUAGAGGUGCUCUGCUAGUUUAGGGCCCAAGUAAAUGAAGUGCUGUGGGUGAUUGAGUGGAUUUUCAUAUCAAUGUUCUCACUGUCAUUCUGACUGCUUGGUUGCCAUAGCAGUGUGUUUGCAUACACAGAGCUCUGGAGCUUUGGUGUGAGGUCACUCAUUUCAAGUAUGCAGCUUGGCUGGAACACUGUGCUGUUUGGGUGUCUGGAACGGUGCAUUCCUGCCUUCAAAAGUGGUGAAGGCUGGGAGUUUCUGUGUAUGUUUUUAUAAGGAAAAACUUGUCCAAGUUGGCUUAUAAUUCUAAAAAUAUGUUAUCGGUGAAAGAGCUGUUUAAUAUGCCUACACCUAUCGGUUAAUGGACUGUGUUGUAAGGUACCGGUUCUUGAACUUUUUCAGUGUGCGUCCCCCCUUUGUGUAGCGUGCAUCCCUGUGUGCCCCCUAAAGAAACACCUUUCUUAAACAUUAAAUUAUGUUGUGCUGGAACAUCAAUUUUGUUGAUUGUGGAUGUCUCAUUAGGUUGAUUUUUUUUUUAAAAUAAAUUCAAAAUGUUGCAUAUAAUGCAAUAAAACUCUGGCCUCCCUGGUGCCAUCUUGACCACUGUUGUAAUGAAGUCAUCGUUGAGGGACCUUGCAUUUCAUUCUUACAAGUUAUAUUUUCCUAAAUUUUGAAUUUAUAUUAAACUAACUUAUUAAAUGACGCCUUUGAACUAAAUUUAUUGGGGCAGAAUUCUGGACCGGGCUUAAACCUAGUCCCAGACUAACAUAGAGGUGUCUUGAUCGUAAACAACUUGACAUUUCUUAAAAUACACUGCUCAGGAAAUUAAGGGAACACUUGAUCAUCCUAGCAUAACACAGUCAGUUAACCUUCAGGAGUAUCAAUCAACCGGUAAGGAAGCAAAAGGCAUUGUGAACCAUUUUUACUUGUUUUGGUGCAAAUGUAAGGGACAACAGGUACACUGGAGAGGCAACAGCAAGGGUGGUCUGGGGAGGACCAUCCUUAAAGGGUAUUACAGACCUCCAUGUGCUUUGAAGUAUUGGGAUGAAAUCCUCAGAUCUAUUGUCAGAUCUUAUGCUGGUGCAGUGCAGAGACCUCCUGGUGCAUUAUGAUGCCCGGCCUCAUGUGACCAGAGUGUCUAUGCAGUUUCUUGAUGACGAAGGCAUUGAUGCCAUUGACUGGCCCUCACGCUCCCAAGACCUUAAUCCAGUUGAGAACCUCUGGGUUCUCAUGUAUCCAAAGCCAUCAAGUAGCACCAUAGACUGUCCAGUAGCUCACUUAUGCUCUAAUCCAGGUCUGGAAGGAGUUCCCCAGGACACCAUGAGCCAUCUCACCAGGAGUAUUUCCAGACUUCGUUGGGUGCUCAUACAAGCACGUGGGGCCAUUCACAUUACUGACUAACAUUAUGAGAUACUGUGAUAUAAUUCUAUUUCAAAUUGAAUCAGCCAGUAUUCAUUUUUUUUUACUGUGAUUUUUCUGUAAUUCCUGCCCUGAGUGAGUUUGAUUUUGGCUUUCAUUGACCAUUGUCACAUUAUUUUUUUCUCUUAACAUUAUGAAAAGUAUAUGGGUGUUUCUCAAAUGCAAGGACACAUACUAGUGAGGCUGCCUCCUGCCUAGAGCAGUCCUUCUAAAGGUAGAUGUUUAGAGUCCUCUUCGACAUUAAACGCUAGAAUGAGUGUCUAGUAAGAGCACAUGGCAACAUCAUUAGUGUUUCCACCUCCGUGGUUACUUUAAAGAGGGAAGUCAUGUCUGACCACAAAAAAAAAUCAUAGAGAGAGCAUCUCCUAUUGUUCUUUUUUUUUCUUCAGUCGUGCAUAAUAAAGUUGUGCAUAACAACGUAACCGUUCAUUUUUAGCUCAUGUUAGCUCUGGUCCAAUAAAUAAUAUUAACAGACAACUUUUCAUUUUAAUAAUGUCAUGUACCAUAUUAUAAACCACUAUACAUAUUGAAUUACUCAUUUUCUGCAUUUGUCUUUUAUUACAUAAAAAUUAUGUGAAGAAAGUGCUGACUGGAUUCUCGCGAUGUUUGGGAACGUGUGCAAAGGAUUGUGGGUGAUUUCAGGCAGCGAAGGAUACCGUUGUUGUAUCCUGCAAAACAGCUUAAACGAAAGACACAAAGCGAAAGCUUCCAUCCAAGCAUACUUCUGUUUGAGAUGUCCUUCGGCGGCACUUGUUGACGUGGCAGCCGAGAUUUGCAACCUGCCCAGUACGAGUCCUUGCGUUUGAGAAACACCCAAUAAUUGAAGAGUUUUAGCUUGAAUAUUUCGUGCAUUGAAAUCAAAUAAAGUGUGAUUUAGGUGUUCCCUUCAUUUUUUUUUAGUGCGAUAGUGCGAUUGUUUUUUUCCUAAGAUGCACACUGUGUUUUUUUAAAACAACUUAAAUAUUCUAAUUUAACUAAGGCCAAGUCCUUGCUUAAGCUUAUCCUUGUCCGAGAAACCGCCCCGUAAAGUUUAAAUCCAGUGUACUAUUUGAUUGGUCAUGUCAUCUAAAAACAUCAACCACAAAGAGUCUGAUGCUGAAUGUAAAUCUAGUUAAAAGGUGUGCAUGGGUUUAAAAGUGAUUUUUUUUAUAUCGAAGCUGAAUCUCAAAGCACCAGCAAUAUCCUACUCUUUCCAGCUGGAUCAUGCAGUUGUAUGAGUAGAAUGUAUUCUACAAAGUCUCACAUGGGGGUAGUGUUGUCAAAAGUACCGGUACUUCGGGUCCAAGUCGGUACCUAAAAAUAAAAAAGUUGUCGGUACCUAAUUUUCACAAGACCCGGUAGUACCGACGUACCGGGUCAACCGGGUACUGAUGCUCUGUCUGACAGGUUGUUAGUCGGAAACUUUUUAUAGACGCAACAAGACGUGAUGAGCGGAUAAGCGCGGCUCCGAUCCACAAGAGAUGCGCACAGAAAUACUUCAGAUUAAAGUCAUAUCACGAAGAAAACGAAGAGAGUUUUAUUGUGAAAGGAGGAAACAUCCGGAUUUAAGUUAACAAGUUCAAGCGGUAAGUUUCAAAUUAUGCUCGCGUUUGCAUUAUGAAUGUUGUAGCAUAUGUUAAGUUAAAGGUUACGUCAAAAUAAACAUCCCUGUUUGCGUGUUAAUUUGUUAGCUCCAAUGCUAAUCCAGUCAAGUGUCCUUAUUAACCAUUUAAUGCUUUUAUAACUGUAAUGGAGUAAAAUUAAUGGGAGGACAGGAUGGGGUUUACAGUACCUAGUAUUUUAUUUAGGCCUGCAAUCUAUGUGCUAGAAAACUAUCAUACUAACUGCAUGACUAGCAAUGUGUAUGUCUUGGAUAGAUAACUCUAUUAGGUUUAAAAUGCCACAUUUAAACUAAAGAAAAAUAUAUCUGUUGCAUUUAUUAUUUUAAUAUACAGUUACCUUAAUGCAAGUAAUCUUGUGUAAAUGCAGUAUAAAAACUGAGGUAUGUUUUAAUAUUGCAUAUGCAUGUUUGUUCAGUCUGUUGACUUACUGAAGUUUUUUCUAUUUGUCUUCUACAGCAGCAGACUGAGGAGGAUGUUCAUCAGCAUUAAAGACCCCAGUGAGCACACAACAGUUUCAGCAACAAUUAACUUAUACUUCAUGUAUACAAAAUGGCAUUGCUUUCUAUACAUUUAUAUUAACAAUGAGCUUUAUUAAUAAAAUUGUGUUUCAAUUAGCAUGUACUUGUGUUUUGCUUUGGUACCGAAAUUGGUACCGAGAACCGUGGAAUUUUACUGGUAUUGGUACCGACUACUGAAAUUUUGGUACCGUGACAACACUACAUGGGGGUAAAACAACGAUCUUUUGUGAAGUAGCUCUUGUUUAGAAAGCUAUAUUGUGACUAGGCAAAGGGGAAUGUGUUCCAACAAACAGAUCUCAUGAGAGUGGUUCUGCGGUUUGUAGUUUUAAAACGUAUAGUACAAGUAUUGCGAGUCCACAGUUAAUGUUAGUCUUGGAAACAUACAGGCCACUGGUGCAGAAAGCUAAAUAAAGAGAUUUUCUUGUGUUAAUACAGGAUCUCCUUGUUACAUAACCACCAUACAAAAGCUCAAGAGGGACUGAGACACUUGCUCUUUUCUCUCUAUGCCUGCUAUUAUGAACCCUGUUAUAAAGAGCAAUGGAUCCUACACAUACAAAGUACACUUGCGUAUAAUGGUGUUUUUUGUUUGUUGUUGCUAUGAAUAGUAUAGCCAAGUCAUGGUGUAGACAGCUGAGAGACUUAUUCUGACUCUCAUUUGUUAAUUUUGCAUAGAAAGACUAAACAAAACUUGUUUUAAAGGUUUCAGUUUAAAUUGUCCAUAUUUGGCAGUUAUCCCUUUGUACUAUAAAACGAGAAUGAAAAUUCUAGAAUCUCACUUUUCUGAUUCUCUGUAUGUUUUAUUGUUGUAUAGGGUGUUAUUUCCUUCCAAUUCCUUCUCUUCGGCCCAACAAAAAAUGACAAUACUUUCAUCGUUUACUCUCUCAUGUCAUUCAACCUGUAUGACUUCCUUCUUUCUGCAGAACACGAAAGAUAUUUUGAAGAAUGUUGACUUGGACUUCCAUUGUGGACGCAAAACCACAGAGUAAUUUCUUAAAAUAUAUUUUGUGUUCCUCAGAAGAAAGAGUCAUAUACGGCAUUCAAAUGACAUAAGUGUGAAUAAAUGACGACAUUGUGUCUGGUUGUACCUAUAUGAGGUCACGUAAAAGCACCUAAAAGUCAGUUAUUGCACACAACAGCACUAAUAUUAGAUCCUCUUGCGUUGACAGGAGGAUGUGAAGGAAAAUGAUGAUUCCCUACUUGAAAUUUCCCUCCGAGGGAACAAACUCAUGAGGUGCUAGUUCAGACACUGUUCUGAUAUGUCCUGCUGUCAUGUAUUAUUUUUGGUGAAAUGGCGUCAAACUCUUUCAUUGCCUAUUGACCCCGGUCUUCUCAUGAGUCAAAUAGUUUUUAUUCUCGCACUGUAUUUUUGCGCUCUGCUCGCACAGUUUACUUGAAUCUAUAGGACAGGAAUUCAAUGUAGACACAUGAAAAGCUCUGAGGACUGAAUCAAAGGAAAAACCCAGUUUAGACCAGACCUUUCCAGAUGGUCCGGAGAGGUACGAGAUCAAUCCAGACACUGAAAAUCAUUACCAUGUGAAGGUUUUAAGAGCUAAAGUGGAGAGACGGCUUAAAAAGAAAGCGGCGAUUAACCAUUCACAGUGCCGAGUAAUGGGGAAUGAGCCAUAUCAGGGAGGGAAACGUCUUCAUGGGGGCUGGCAAGUAAAUCUUUUCAUGUUGUUUCCAAAUAUGAUAUAUGCUGAUGAGAAUUUAAAGGAAAGAGUGAGGGAGAAACGACAGUGAUAGAAUGAAUGUGGAAAGGAUCUUGUGUGUCUCACAGCUUGUGUGACCGGGCCGAUCCAGCUGCAGAAGCAAUGCCAUAACUGACCUGUAACUAUCGUCUGGGAAUGUGGUUCAUGGAAGAGUGGUAAUAAGUUACCCCGGGAUCAACUCUCCUUGGCUUUUUUCCUUGGUUUCAAAGGCACACCAUCCAUGUCCUAUACACCUGCCAAGUCCAUCAUGGCUGCUGCCAGCGCCCGAUGCUUCAUAGUGAAGGGCUUUGCCUCUUUAACAGGGAUACCCCCCGAAGAAGACGGGCCCCCAAACAACUCCAUCUACUUUCAUUGUGCCAGACAGGAAGUGUGAUGAUUUUGCUUCUGAGCCACUGCGACCUCGGUACCAUCUGCUGCUCCGCUCCCUCUCCCUUCCUCUGGAUAUAACUCUGCCAGGUAUUAACAGUAAACUAGGUAUACUGAUCCUAGGACAGGCACAGUUUGACCCUCUUUACACUGGGAUAAUUUGAUUCUAAUUUGAAAUGGGGAAGCAACAUAACUCCUGUAUUGUGUCUCGCCUUGUUUGUGUAAUGCGUCACAGAACAUGACAAGUUCUGAUAAAGGAUUCAUUGUUGUGGAGUUUAAGCAAAUAUAGGUACACUACCGGUCAAAAGUUUGCUUAUUAAAAUGUUUUCUUCCAAAUUUAAAAAAAUGAGUAAAUUCAUGAUUAGCAUGCAAUAACAGAAAUGGACAAUUCCAUGCAAACCUUAAGAUGUAGAAGUGUUUUUACCAAAGGUUUUCACCAUAUUGAUAAGUCAAAUGUCAGUAUUUGGAGGUUUAAAUAUCCAUGUGAAGUCUCUAAAGUUGUUUAAAGCAUUUUUCUUAAGCAUAGUUUUCCAUAGUCAGGUAAGUGAAUUGGCACAUACAGUACAUGAUGGUCCAUAUUCCUCAUAAAUGGCCACAUGAAAAUAAAAUAUAACACAUAAAUAAUAUAACUAUUUUGUGGUCUGUGACGAGCAUUCCAUUCUCCAUUUGUUCUGUAUAACUGCUUCUGGUUUGGGCAUUUUAAUUCACAGAUAUCCUACAAAGUAUGUUCUUUCAAAAACAUGCGUCCUUUUUUUUGUCACAUCCAAAACGCAUAAAUUUUUCUCUUAUUUAAAGAGUACAUAACAUGAGAUCAUGAAAAUUACUUUUAAUAUAUUGUGUAAUGUUGCUGUGUUUGAAAGUAAGCAGUCUGCAAAGUUGUAAAUCCGAAGGUGAAUGAAUAACAAAGUUAUUGGCUUGGAAAAAAGGGAGUCGACUCUGAAUCACGCAAAUGAGUCGUCCCUAGUCCGAUUCGCGAACCGCCGCGGAUUUACAUCACUAAAUACAGUCCCCGCCUACGUUUUGCUAGGACUGCCUGUGAGAACUUCACUCUUCUCCCCCAAACACUGUCGCUCGUGAGCCUCAUUUGUGGUAGACCAAUCACAGCAGACUAGACCAUUUGACCAAUCACAUCAGACUAGGCUAGCGGAAAGGAGGGGAUUAGACAGAUGAAUCGCGGAAUGCAUCAUUUGAGAGUCAGUCAAGAAGUAAGGUAAGAAUAACUGCCUAUUAUUACGAAAUAAUAGUGUUUUUACACCUUCUAUGUACAUAAACUUGUUGUUGGACACUUCAUAAACCAAAGUAGGACCUUAAAAAUCCUUAGUUAUGUACUCUUUAAAAUAGAAAACUCAUGCAUAAACUGAUUUUUUUGUCAGGACUCUGUCAACAGGAGUU
Molecule: messenger RNA, 10045 nt
Organism: Triplophysa rosa
Lineage: Eukaryota; Metazoa; Chordata; Actinopteri; Cypriniformes; Nemacheilidae
Gene: spsb1
Product: splA/ryanodine receptor domain and SOCS box containing 1
Exons: 6
Coding region: 382-1203 (273 amino acids)
Biological process (GO): proteasome-mediated ubiquitin-dependent protein catabolic process
Cellular component (GO): SCF ubiquitin ligase complex
Molecular function (GO): protein binding
Source: RefSeq, a predicted model, not a curated record